Ctenopharyngodon idella (grass carp) is the source of this 7329-nucleotide messenger RNA. RefSeq names its product RIC1 homolog, RAB6A GEF complex partner 1 (gene ric1). The transcript has 26 exons. Gene Ontology annotation, molecular function: protein binding. The record is from RefSeq and is a predicted model, not a curated record. The coding region runs from base 823 to 5091 and encodes 1422 amino acids. Lineage: Eukaryota; Metazoa; Chordata; Actinopteri; Cypriniformes; Xenocyprididae. Gene Ontology annotation, cellular component: cytosol; Ric1-Rgp1 guanyl-nucleotide exchange factor complex; Golgi membrane. Gene Ontology annotation, biological process: intracellular protein transport; retrograde transport, endosome to Golgi.
CAUUUCCGGCCGUGCCGAUGCUAAUCGGCUAUUGGGAAUAUAAAUACAAAAGAGUCUUUAUUCAGCAGCGUAUUCUGAGUUUGUAAGUAAAUAAAUGUUUAAUCAAAACGAUUAAAUCUAUAUAAAAAUACGUAUCUAGCUGAAAAAGAAAUGUAAAUAUCUUACUUGUGACUGACAGAGAUAAGAACAGGAAGAACAAAUGUCAAAAUAUAAACAGUAACAUUUUAAUUAUACUUAUAUAAACAUGUAUAACAAUUUCUGUUUGUGAAAAUAGUCAGUUUAACAAUAUUCCCGCCCUGAUAAUCCGUUUUAAAUCAGUCUUUCGUUAAACUCAAUGUAUUGUGGGCCGCGUCGCGCCACCUGCCGGCAGUAACGAUCAUGACCGCGCGAGUUAAAUGCCGUUACGGCUCUGAGGCGUUUAGAAGCACCGAGCAGAUCGGGGAUAAAUAAGAGACUAAAGAUGGCGACGGUGGAGGAUUCAUGGGACAAAUUCGGAUCCAAAACUUCCCUUUGGAAUACUGAGUUCAGCGAUCCAGUCGCGCACUGAGAACCGCAGAACCCCGCGACACCGAGCUGAGACCCGGUUCUGCUUCUGUGGCUUAAUUACAGGGUUUUCUUCUACACAUUCUCGAUUGCACUAACAAAUAAAGCGGAAUUUGGACUCAGAUCAUCCGAACCGACACCGUAUCCAGCCGAUAUGAUCCCUGACUGAAUACGAACCGAGUCCGUGUCGAAGUGUAGUUUGGUUCUGGUGCAUGGAGGCCGCUGGAGGAAGUCUGUCCGUCCCGGUGUCGCAGUGAUUUGGGUCAGAACCGGAUCGUGAUGUAUUUUCUGAGCGGCUGGCCGCGGAGGCUCCUCUGCCCGCUCCGGAGCGGCGAACGGCCCUUUCUGAUCGAGCCCAGCGCGCAACGGUUCUACCUGGCCGUGCUGUCCGAGACCCAGAUCAGCAUCUGGUUCAGCAGGCCCAGCGUGUUGAUCGUCAGUUACAUUGAGUCUGGGAAAGCGGCCGCACAGUUCGGCUCCUAUCAGCAGGUGGAAUGGAAGCCCGAUGACUCCAUGAUCGCAGUGGCGGCUGCGAACGGUUACGUCCUUUUGUUCGACAUCAUCGGAGGGUUGGAUGAGAAGUACCUGUACGAGCCUGUCUAUCCCAAGGGCAGUGCUCGUGUUAAGGUGACUCCGGGCUAUAAGGAGGAACAGUGUGCUCCGGCUCUGACUCUAGAGAUGAAGAAACCUGUCGACCUGGAGGCUCCUAUUAGCUGUCUGCAGACUCUGCAGGAGGAUCUGUUAGUGGCGACGGCGGACGGUUACCUGCACAUGCUGCACUGGGACAGCGUCAGUAACGGCCGGAGAGCAGUUAACCUGUGCACUGUCCCGUUCUCCCUCGACCUGCAGUCGUCCAGAGGAGGGCCGUGUUUGGACCUGGAAGGUGUUUACAUUCGGGAUAUGGAAUAUUGUGCUACGCUGGAUGGAUUUGCUGUCGUGUUUGAUGACGGGAGACUCGGAUUCAUCACGCCAAUCGCAAACAGACUUGCCACAGAUCAGCUGCAGGGGGUUUGGGCCGCCGACGUCUCUGAUGGCACAUGUGUCGCCGUCAACAACAAAUACAGACUCAUGGCCUUCGGCUGCGCAAGCGGUUCAGUGUUGGUGUACAUGAUUGACAGCUCUACGGGAUCCAUGCAGCUCUCUCAUAAACUGGAGUUAACCCCUAAACACUACCCAGAUGUCUGGAAUAAAACGGGCCCUGUGAAGAUGAUCCGCUGGUCUCCGGACUGCAGUGUUGCCAUGGUGACGUGGGACUGUGGCGGUCUGUCCUUGUGGAGCGUGUUCGGAGCUCAUCUCAUCUGCACACUCGGAGAGGACUUCGCUUAUCGCUCAGACGGCACGAAGAAAGACCCUCUGAAGAUCAGCUCUAUGAGUUGGGGUGUGGAGGGAUACCACCUGUGGGUGAUCAGCAGCACGGACGCCACUCCUGUGGAAGCGGAAGGAGACGAGAAACUCCAGCAGGCCGGGAUCCUGCAGUUUCAGUUCAUUAAGAGCGCGCUGACCGUCAACCCGUGCACGAGUAACCAGGAGCAGGUGCUGCUGCAGGGAGAGGACCGUCUGUAUCUGACCUGUGGAGACCCGACUCAGGCUCACAGCGCGUCGGACAAGAGCUCGUCGCGGGACAGCGGCAGCCCUCUGCACCGGCCGUCAGCGUCCACCCCUCUCUCUCAGGGUCUCAGCACUUUACUGGGCCACAAGCACUGGCAGGUGGUUCAGAUUCACAGCACAUAUCUAGAGACAAACUGGCCCAUCAGGUUCGCAGCUAUAGACUGGUCUGGUCAGUGUGUGGCCGUCGCUGGUCGCCGUGGAUUUGCACAUUAUUCCUUAUAUAGCAGGAAAUGGAAACUGUUCGGUAAUGUCACGCAGGAGCAGAAUAUGGCGGUGACGGGCGGUCUCGCGUGGUGGAACGACUUUGUUGUUGUUGCCUGUUAUAAUUUCAUCGACCGGCAGGAAGAGCUGAGGCUGUACGUCCGCUCGUCUAACCUGGAUAACGCGUUUGCCAGCGUCACUAAACUUCACGCCGACACGCUGCUGCUGAACGUGUUUCGUAACGUGGUGAUCCUGUUCCGGGCCGACUGCUCCAUCUGCCUGUACAGCAUCGAGAAACGACACGACAGUCCGAACCCGUCAGCCAGUGUGGAGCUGUUGCAGGAGGUCUCCAUGUCUCGCUAUAUUCCUCACCCUGGUCUGGUGGUGUCUGUGACCCUCACGUCAGUACGGACCGAGACCGGGAUCACACUCAAAGCCCCGCAGCAGGCCUGUUCGGCUGAGAGUAUCCUGUUGAAUUUGGCUGGUCAGCUGAUCAUGCUGCAGAGAGACCGAUCCGGCCCGCAGGUACGAGAGAAGGACACGCCAGCCAAUCAGACGAAGCUGCUUCCGUUCUGUCCGCCGGUGGUUCUGGCUCAGUGCGUGGAGAACGUCUGGACCACCUGCCGCAGCAACCGCAAGAAACGCCACCUGAUGGAGGCGCUGUGGCUGUCGUGCGGAGAGGCAGGGAUGAAGGUGUGGCUCCCUCUGUUUCCCCGAGACCACCGCAAACCUCACUCCUUCCUGUCGCGCAGGAUCAUGCUGCCCUUCCACAUCAACAUCUACCCGCUCACCGUGCUCUUCGAGGACGCGCUCAUCCUGGGCGCCUCCAACGAAACCAUGCUGUUCGACGGCCUGGGCUCGUCCGCCGAGCCGCUGGAGGCGCUCUUCCCGUUCUGCACGGUGGAGCGCACGUCCCAGAUCUACCUCCACCACAUCCUGCGUCAGCUGCUGGUGCGAAACCUCGGCGAGCAGGCGCUGAUGCUGGCGCAGUCCUGCGCCUCGCUGCCGUACUUCCCUCACGUCCUGGAGCUCAUGGUGCACGUGGUGCUGGAGGAGGAGGCCACGUCCAGAGAGCCCAUCCCCGACCCGCUGCUGCCCACCGUGGCCAAGUUCGUGACAGAGUUCCCGCUCUUCCUGCAGACCAUCGUCCACUGCGCCCGCAAAACCGAAUACGCUCUGUGGAACUACCUGUUCGCCGCCGUGGGGAACCCUAAAGACCUGUUCGAGGAGUGCUUGAUGGCGCAGGAUCUGGACACGGCAGCGUCAUACCUGAUCAUCCUGCAGAAUAUGGAGGUUCCAGCGGUCAGCCGUCAACACGCCACUCUGCUCUUCAACACGGCCCUCGAGCAGGGCAAAUGGGAUCUCUGUCGUCAAAUGAUGCGCUUCCUCAAGGCCAUUGGUUCAGGGGAGAGCGAGACUCCGCCCAGCACACCCACCACACAGGAGCAGAGCUCCACGGGCGGCUUUGAGUUCUUCCGUAACCGCAGCAUCAGUAUGUCUCAGUCAGCUGACAGCAUCGCAGGCGGGAAGUUCAACCUGCAGAAGACCCUGAGCAUGCCCUCCGGCCCGUCCUCCAAAGGUGGAGACCGCUGGUGUAAGGACAGCGACUCUGCGGAGAAUCUCUACAUCGAUAUGAUGCUGUGGAGACACGCGCGCCACCUGCUGGAGCAGGUGAGACUGCGGGACCUGGGCUGUUUCUCCGCCCAGCUAGGCUUCGAGCUGAUUGGCUGGCUGUGUCGGGAGCGCACACGGGUGGCACGGGUUGAUGAUUUUGUUACUGCCCUCAAAUGCCUGCACAAGGACUUCCUGUGGCCAUUCCCUGUGAUCCCAGCAUGCUCCAUUAGCUCGCCACUAAAGAACGGACGCUGCCGCCCAGUGUUGAGUUCUCGUUUGCUGAAGUCUCAGUCUGCGGACAGUUUGCUGAUCAGUGACAUGGACACCACGCCUCCUCAGGUCACCACAGCCAAUCACAGCUGGCUUGAUGGCUUGGGGGCGGUGUCUAAGGAACUGGACUCCGCCUCCUCUCACGGAGGACCGCAGACGCAGGACGCUUUUCUCUCUCCUCUUAUUAACAAAGCAGAGGAGUACAGCGUCGGUUCAGCCACGGACCUCACUGAGACCAGUUCAAUGGUGGAUGGUGAUUGGACGAUGGUGGAUGAGAAUUUCUCCACCCUCAAUCUCACCCAAUCAGAGCUGGAGCACAUCUCCAUGGAGCUGGCCAAUAAAGGGCCGCACAAGAGUCAAGUGCAGCUGCGGUAUCUGCUGCACGUGUUCAUGGAGGCGGGCUGUCUGGAGUGGUGUGUCAUCAUCGGGCUGAUCUUACGAGACGCCAGCGUCAUUAAGCAGGUUGUGGGGUUCUUGGACAGUCCAGAGGUCCCGUCAGAAACGGUCCAGAGCAUCAGAGCUGGUCUGAUAGCUGUCGACCUCUGGGUCUCGUCUGAUUGUUUGGGCUACAAGCCGUUCCUGAACCUGAUUCGCCCGCAGCUGCUGAAGCUGAUGGAGGUUCCUGUGGAGCAGGUGCAGCCUGAGGCGUUCCAGCCGACCGGAGCGUCCAAGCUGUCGGAGCCGCCGCUGCUGCUGCCCAGAGCCGAAGACGUCCGCGGGGUCGUGACCUCCGCUCACCCGCUGCCUCUGGAUGGCCCUUCCGGAGCCAACGCCCGGCCGCUGGACGACACACCAGAGGCAGCGCAGGAGGAGGAGGCGCUGGAAGAAGGGUCGUACGACUGCACCCUCUCAUGACCCUUGCAGCUGAGGAACACUAGACGCGUUUGUGCUGCUCCGUGACCGUGUUACAAGUGUGUGAGUGUUUGGACACGAGCGUGAGUGUGUGUUUGUCUUUUUAUUUGAUUUCAGCUCCAUCCAGACUGCAGUGUUGUGUGCGUUUUGCCGUGUUUUCUCCAUCCUGUGGUCAAAUGCGUCGUUUUUUUUUUUUUUUCCUCUUCACAUAUAAAAUAGACAUAUUUUUUUGUCUUAUUUUAUUUUAUUCUUUUUUGUCAUUUCCAGGACAAAUAUUUAAACUUUCUUAAAUCAAGAUACAUUUACUGGAGAAGCAUGUUAGGUCUUGUUCAUGGAAAAAAGUAUCAAAAUGAAGCGAGAACAAAUAUCUCAUUUGAAUGAAGUUAAUUUUCUGACUCCAUUGGCAGAUAUUUGUUCUUGUUUUAAGCAUAAAUUUCAUUUUGAUAAGAUAUUUAGUGUUGUUUUCCUAUUAUAAAUUAAGUCAAGGCAUAAUCAAACUCAUGCAUUAUUUAUUUGGCAAUGUUAUUUUACAGCCAAGAUGAAAAACUCUAUUUCUGAUAAUUAUUUUCUGUCAUUAAUCUUAAAUAUGCAUUUUUUUCAUCACUAUAUUUUUCAUCACUAUAUUAGAUGUAUUUAUUGAGCAUAAACUUGAUCAUUUUGAUGCAUUUUUUACUUAAUAUCUUCAAAAUUACUUAAUAUCUUCAGUCAUUUUGCUUCUCCAGUAAAUGUAUCUUGAGUUCAGGAUGAUAUUUGUGCUGAAAAAGACAACAAAAUGCAAAAUAAGACAAAAAUAAGAAAGAAAUAAUUUUGAGUUGUCGUUACAGCAUCAGGUCUCACGGCCAGCUUUACACCAAAUAAUGAUUUCAUAAAACACACACACACACGCACACCUGCGUUUCUGCUUUCAUGAGUCAGAUGAAGUGUUUAUCACCAUGUUUUUUUAUUGUUUUUGGUUUGUUUUUUUUGUUCUGGCUUCAUGUUUUAAUGUUAAUCAUGAAAUAUCAGCCCAUUUUAUUCGAUGCAAAUGUAUUUGAGGAAGACUUCAGACGUGUUGAGGUCAUACAUGUGCGUCUCCCUCGUCUGUGGCGUCUGAUCUGGAUCAUGUCUUUUCUUCAGCUGCCGGUCUGUCGUUUUGUUCUUUGUUUUUAAGGCGUUUCUGAUUCCAACACUAGUCCAGUGCUUCGCUGUGCUCGUGUGCCUUGAUGAUGAUGAUGAUGAUGAUGAUGAUGAUGAUGAAAGUUUGGGAAAAACAUGCCUGAUGAAUGUCAAGCAGAUCUUCAUGAAGGCAUUGACGCAAUCAAACAUGCAUUAUUUAUUUCUCCACAUUACUUUACAGCCAAGAUGAUAAAAUGUAUUAUCUUUCUGUCAGUAAUCCUAAAUGUGCAGUUUGUCAUCACUAUAUCUCGGCUGACAGCAUUAUUGCAAUCUUUUUUUUGCGUCGUUGCAAUUUUAUGUUUAUUUAUUUGAGGAGCAGCUGGACAAAGAGACGGACGUUUUUCUUUCGUUUCAGGGAGUCGCGCGCGAUUUGUGUGUUUUCUAAUAUCUGAACGGCAUCAUCAGUAUUAAAUGAGUGUUCAGUGUUCGUCUUCAUGAACAUCAUGCCUUCAGAACGGACCAAAUCAUCUACACUUAUGGAAUGCCUUUGUAUUAUGAUUAUUAUUCUAGUUAUUCUAGUUCUUAUGCAUCAUUGACUGUCGUCUCUGAGUAUUUAGCAGCUUUAAUGAGAUGCAUCUUUAUUUUAAUGUUUUAUUUCCCCCUAAACGGCUCGAAUGAGCAGCUUAAACCAGUCUGUGGUGGUUUAAGCCGGUUCAUAGGGCUGCCAAACCAGCUGACAAGUGCCCAAACCCCUGUAAGACCAGCGGCGCGGAGCAGCGUUAGGCUGGUUUAAGUGGUUUCUUCUCCUCCUAACGCAGGUUUAUGUUCUCGUGAGGAACGUAUGCAGUGAUGAUCAUGAUAUUCACAAACCAAAGAGCUUCUGGACAGCCCUCUGUGUGUGAGAUUCACUGACAUGUUCAUGGUACAGAUUACCCACAAUCCCUCUGUCCCGCUGACGUCACUGGACUGAUGUUGAGCUGGAGGGUUUUAUCUGGACGUUUCUUCAUCUGUACAGUUUAAAGGCUCCAGCGACCCUGGAGUUUCUUCUCAAUGCAGUGUACAGAGAGUUUGCUGUACAAUAACUUUUCUACUCUGUUUUCUAUAUUUCCUGUACAUAAAGAACAAUAAAUUAUUUUUUAAACAUCA